Molecule: messenger RNA, 9470 nt
Organism: Drosophila rhopaloa
Lineage: Eukaryota; Metazoa; Arthropoda; Insecta; Diptera; Drosophilidae
Product: protein lava lamp
Exons: 10
Coding region: 263-9118 (2951 amino acids)
Source: RefSeq, a predicted model, not a curated record
GCAGGGUUGAAUAUAAGAGUUCAGUUGUUUGCGCAGCCCUGGUUUUGCAUUGUUUUUACGCUGGCAUUAAUUAGAAUUGUCAAUGUCGAUAGAUAGCGCUGCGCAGGCACCGUGGAUAUAUAAUCGGUCCUUCAGAUAGCCAGUCCGCAUAUAUAUUCCCGAUCCCCCGAUUUCUGUUUUGUUUUGUUUUUGUUUGUUUUCCUAUUUUCCUUUCGGUUUUUGAAAACUAGAUAGUUAGUAUUAUUUUGUAAUUGAAACGACAAUGGAGGAGGAUUCGGCUGCUUUGGAGAGUUCCUACGAUUUCUCCAUCGUUCAGCCCGAUGAUCACGAAUAUGGCGAGGCGGAUAUACGCUUGACGGGCAGCUCCAACGACCUGUCCUUGUUACAGAAUGUAUCCGCCAGCACAACGAGAGGCACCGAAGGCAAGGGCCGUUUGGACAGCCUUAAAGAGAAUCUGUACAAGCAACAGGAACGCCUGACUGCCUUGAGAAAAUCGCAGGAUGGGCGACGCAAGCCCAGCAUGAGUGACUCCAUGGAGUCGCUGAAGACGCUGGGACAGAAGCUCACCGUGCUGAAGGCGCGUUCCGGCGGCACCUCCACUCCACUGGUCACGCCCACGAAGGAUACCGCCCCAGCAGGAACAGGAGCAGGAGAGGUUUCGUCGCUCCAAACCAGCGGCAGUGAGAAGCUACUUAUGCUCACCCAGCGCACCGAGCAGAAUCGCGCUUUAUUGGAGCAACGCAAAAGGGAUCUGGCCAAAUCCCUGCUCUCCGUAAAGUCGAAUAUUGGCCAUCAAAAUACCGCCGAGCUGGGCUCUUCCAUGACGGAUCUGCGGCAGACUAUGACAAGCUCCAAUCCGCCCGUUUCCCGUCACCGUUCCGCCUUGGAUUUGGAGGCCCAGGGUCAGGAGCCGCUGGACGAGAGCCGGGUAAAGUUGCUCAAGAGUCGCAUGAAGCUGACGGAACUCAAGCAGGGUCGCCAGGAGCUGGAGAUGCAGGAAUUGCGCACGGAACUGGCCAAGCGCGCCAAUCUCAUCGAGCAAUUGGAGCUAUCCGGUGCCGAAUUGCAGCGCACGCUCACUCAGCGAAAUCAGGAGUUGGAGCAAUUGCGUCUGGGCCAAAGGGAGGCAGAGACCAAGAAGGAGGAGGUGGAGGUGGUGGAGGAAAGCCUGCAGGAGCAGGAGCAUUCCCGCCUCCAGGGAGAGGUGUUAGUCCUAAGAGAACGACUGGCAGAGCUGGAGAACAUAAACGAUCUGCUAGAGACGACCCGCUGUGAACUCCAGGAAGAGCUAACCACUGCACGCGAACGGGAAAGGCAGCGGGAUCUGGAGCUGGAACUGGAGCACGAGAAGUCUUCCAGCAGUCGGCAGUCGGAGACGGCGGCCACCGAUGCCCAGGUGAGCCUGGAGCUGGCCAAACAGCUCCAGGAGCUCACCAAUCAACUGAGCGAACUGCAGGCUACCAACGAGGAGCUGCGUCAGGAGUUAGUCGCCCGAACGAAGCUCCAGGUGAGCGAUGAGAGUAUUUCUGCCCGACUGGAGGAACUAGAAGCCACCAUAACAGCUCAAUCAUUGCAACUGGAGAAGCAAAAGUCCGCAAUGGCUGGCCAAAGUGAAGAACUAGCCGAAAAGACCACGGAACUCAAUGUGCUCAAUGUGAAUCUGCGUCUGCUGGAGGAGAAACUGGCCCAAAGCAGUCGCAGUAAACCCCUUUUCCUCGACGAUCAUCUGGAGGACAGCGGGGCCAGCAAGCAGCUGCAGGAGGAACUGCAGCAGCUGAAGCAGAAGUUGGACGAGUCCAACAAGGCGAACAUCAAGCUGAAGCUCAAGUGCAAGCAGACGGAGAAGCAGCUGCAGAAACUGCAGUCCCAGGAUGGCCAGCAGCAGUUGGCCACACUGGCGGCGGAUAACGAGCAGCUGCAGCAGAGGAUCACGGUCCUCGAGGACGAGAAGGGCCAGUGGCAGUUGGCCAACAUGCAGGAGGACGAGGAGGAGAAGGAUAAGGAUCGCGAAGAGAGGGAUACCCAGCCGGAGCAGCCGGCGGAGUCCAAUCCCCUGCAACUGGAGGCCAUUCGCCUGCUGGAAGAGCAGAAAUUGGAAUUGCAACAGGCCCUGGAGGCACUGCAGCAAGGUCACGAGUCCGCCCGCGUCGAAUCCGAACUGAGCGAAGCUCAAAUGGAGGAGCAGCUGACCCAACGUGUUCAGCAACUUGAACAGGAGGCCCAGGAGCAGCGUCAUCAGCUGGACACCCUGCAAACGGAAAAGGAAACGCUGGACAAGAAGCUAACGCACUAUAUCAACGAGAACAUGGAGUUGCUGGACAAGCUGGAGAAGCUGAGCUCGUCCAGUUCGGCGGAAUCCAUUGAAAUCGUGGAGCGGCAGCAACUAGAAUGCUUUGGCCAACGACGUCCGGCCAGCGAGGGUGAUGCUCAGGAGCAGAAGCAGGUGGAUCCGGUCCAGCAAGUGCCCAGUCAUGUCAGCGAGCUCACCCAGACGGAUCAAACGCUGGAGGAGGAGGAGUCGGGUGGCGAGAGCCUAUCCCAUCUCAGAGAACGCCUCGAACUGUUCACACAGGAACGCGGCGAGGUCUUGGACAAACUGGAGCAGCUGUCCGCGGAGAAUUUGCAACUGCAGGCCAGAUUGGAGGAGAGUUCCAGCUCCCUGCAGUUGCUGCAGCGUGAACGUGAAAAGGAUCUGCUCUCCUCCACGUCCACCUCGUCGAAUCUCUCGCAGGAACUCAGCUCUAUGCAGCGCUCCUCGGAGGUGGUGGCCACCUUGGAUGCCGGCGAAGGUGGCCCUGUGCUCUUCGAGAAAUGCGAGAAAUCGCUGAGUAAACUCAACUCGGAACUGGAGGCCUAUCGCCGGGCCAACGACCGCCAGGCCAAGUUCAAUGUGUCCAAGAAACUGGCCAAGGAGGCCAAGAACUGUCACACCCAGUUGAGCGAGCUGCUGCACAAGGUGAAGGAGGCCAGCACGGCGGUGGAAACUGUGACCGUGGUGGAGACCGUGGUGGCCGUCACCGCCCCCAAUGGCAAAGCUCUGGCGGAGUACGAGCAGCUGAAUGCCCAGAAUGCGGAACUCAAGGCGGUGAUAUCGCGUUUGCGGCAGGAAUUGGAUGAAAUGAGGGAUAGCUAUCCGGAAGCAGAGGGACCGCCGUUGGCCAUUGUUAGUUUGGACAAUCAAAAGGACCAGGAGGAGUUCCUCCAUCUGCAAUCGCUGCUCGAGGACACACGCUCCGCGCAGGCCGAGCAGCGUCAGCAGAUCGAGGAGCAGCUGGAGCAGAUCCGGGAACUGCGACAAAUCGAGGCGGAUCAGUUGCAGUUGGUGGCCAGGCAAAGUGCCGAGAUCACACAGCUUCAGUUGCAAGCGGAGCAAUUCGAUCAGCUGCUGAACGCCAAGGAAAUGAGCCACGAGAAGCAACUGGAGCAGCAGACACGGAUUCGUCGAGAGUUGGAGUCAGGUGGCGAGUCGCUCGAGGGUGAACUGAGCAUCCUGCAGGCUCUGGUGGCCGAGCAGAAGCAGCAACUCAUCGAGAACCUCAGCGAAAGUGAGCACACUCUCAACCUAAAGCUGCUGGAGCUGCAGUCCGCCCAAGAGGAGCUACGGGAAUUGAGGGCCAAAGAGGAUCCGGAUCAACUGAGGGAGGCACUGCGCAUCAGCAAGAGUCUGGCUGCCCAGCAGGUCAGUGAAUUGGCCUCCAGCCAGGAGACGAUCGAUGCGCUGAACCAGCAAAUCCAGGAGCUUUACCAGGGCGUGGAACAUGCCCGCCAGGAGGAGCAGCUCAAGACCCGUGAAUUGCGCGAGAAGCUCAAGAAGUAUGCCCUAAACCUCAAGAAGCGCACCCAGGACAAUGCCGAACUCGAGCAGAAGAUCCAGGAGCUGACCAGUCAACUUCAAGAACAGCAGCAGCAGGUGGCCAAGGAGCCCGAACCGCUGAUGGAUACCCAACAAGUGGAGAAGCUGCAGCAGCAGGUCAGCAAACUCAACGAAGAUCUCAAGGCCAAGAUCCAUGUGAACCUCGAGAAUCGCGAUGCACUGCGUCAGCUGAAGCAGCAAAUCCAAGAGCAAGAACUACUGAUCCAGGCACGCGAUACGGAGCUCCAAGAUGCCAACCUGGUGAACAAGGAGCUGCGACGCGAGCGCCAAGAAGCCGAGGAGGAGGUCUUCCAGCAGGGCCAGGAGAACUCCAGGCUCAGGCAGGAAAUCUCCCAGCGGCAGCAGGAAAUCCACAAUCUCGAACAGAAGCUAAGCAAUCAGCCGACGGCGGCGGUCGAGGAUUUGCAGCGCCAAUUGGAGCAGAAAUCCAAGAAAUUCGAAAAGUCCAAGGAGCUAAUAAAGCAUCGCAAUGCCACCAUUCAAGCGCUGCAGCGGGACCUCCAGCAGUUGCAGCAGGAUCAGGCCAGCGAGGUGGAGCAUGUGCGCACCAAGCGAGCAGCUGCGCAGGAGCAACUGCAUCUGGAGAAGGAUGAGGAGAUUGCCUCCCUGCGCCAGGAGAUUGCCCAAUUGCUGGAGAGCCAAAGGAUUAGCGCCGCCGGCGAAGGCGAUGUCACCAUUAAUAAGAUAACACAACAACCAUUGGAAUCCCAAUCGCUCCAGCAAGCGGAAUCCCUGCAAGCGGCCGAAAAGGAGCACCAGCACCUUCGUGUCCAAUUGACGGCGGCCCAGGAGCAGCAUUCGCUGCUGGCGCAGCAGUAUGCCGGCGAUAAGGCCAACUUUGAGAUGACCAUCGCGCGCCUGGAGACGAUUCACGAGGGCAUUCAGGCCAAGCUGCAGGAGGAUGCCUCGUACAUUGAGUCGCUGGAGGCGCACAACACGGAGCUGCUGGCCCGGAGCGCUGUCCUCGAGGAGCAGGCCGCCAGCCAGGCCAACCAGCAGGCGGCUGCCCAGGAUCACACACAAUUACUGGAGCAACAGCUGCAGCAACGGCGCGAGCAGGAGGAGCAGCAGCGUGAGCAGGAUCAACAGCUGCAGGAGCGUCUGUACGAACUGCAACAAAGGGAGCAGGCUCAAAGCCGCCAACUUGAGCUGGCCACCGGCGAAGCGGAGGAGUCCAGGCAACAAUUGACUCGCCUCCGCGCGGAAUACGAGUCCCUGCUGUCCAAACAGGCUCAGCAGGCGGCCGCUGCCCAGGCAGAGCGGGAGCAGCUGAACAGCACCAGUCAGGAGGAGCUGGCCGAUCUCCACCAGCAACUGGCCGCCAAGGAGGCGGAUCUGCAGCGUCAGCGACAGGUGUACGAUGCCAAGCUGGCCGCCAAGGCCACCGAACUGGAUGAGCUCGAGUGUGACCUCAAUGGUCAUGUGGAGCGAGCGGCUGCCGAGACGCGAGAUCUUGUCCAGCAGCUGGAGCGGUCCCAAGAGCUUGUCAGCCAGCGGGCGGAGGAGCUGCAGCGACUCAGCGAGGAGUUCCAGGAGGUGGAGCGCGAGAGAUCUACCCUGAGCCGCGAAGUGACCCUGCUGCGCUUGCAGCAGGACAGUGCCGAGCAGGAUGUGUUGGAGCUGCAGGAGCUGCGCAUGCAGGCGCUGCAGGACAAGACCGAAAUGGACAACCUGCGCACCCAGAUCGAUGCGCUCUGCGCCAAUCACAGCCAGGAGUUGCAGGCCCUGCAGCAGCAAAUCGCCGAGCUGGAUACUCUGGGCCAGAAUCAAACGGACGACCAGGUUUACAUCGAGACGGAGAACAGGCGGUUGGCCGAGCAGCUAAGCGAGCUGCAGGCACAGUUGGCCAGGCAGCAGCACCACCAGCAACAACAACAGCAGCAUCAUCAUCACCUUCAUCCUGUGGUUCAACAGACUCAGCAGCAUCCUCCUUCGACUUCCCUGUUCUUCGGCGGUGAUGCUUUGGCCGCACCCUCGCCAUUCGAUGAGAUUGCGGCACAGCCCUUAAAGGUCUCCUCGUUAGGUGCAUCGGUUCCACCGCCACCCAUUCCCACGCCACCCACCAUCGAGGAUCUGCAGCGGAAUGUGUCCGACCUGGAGAAGCAUGCCCAGGAUCUGGAAACGAAGCUGCUGGCGCGCAAUCAAAGUCUGUCGGAGCAGGAAGAGCGACGCCUGCAGUUGGAGCAGCACCUAAUGGAAUUGGAGCGCCUGCUGAGGGAGCGGGAUCAGCAGCUGGCCGAGAUUAAGUCGGCCAACGAGGAGCGUGAACGCCUGGCGGCGCUGGAGAAGCUCAUCCAACCGGCGGCAGCGCCCACUCUGGACAUGUUCUUUGGCGGGCAAGCUGCUGGGGAAACAGUGCACGAUGCCGUGAGUCACCAUUUGGACCUGGGCCUGCCGCAGGUGGAGCCAGUGGAGGAACCUCUAAUUCAGCCCAAAAAGGCAUAUUUGUGCCAGCCGAAGCAGGAACACGUGGAGCAGCAGCCCAUAGAUUGGGGCAUGGACGAGGAUCCGUGGGCGAGUGCCGCCACCGAAGCGCCGCAAACGGAUGUGGAACCACUGCACGCCAGGAUCGCCCACUUGGAGCUCCAGUUGGCCAAUGCGGAGCAGCAAAAGACCGAACUGCAGACCAAGGCGGCCAAGCUGAUGAAGCGCCUCAAGGAAUACAAAACGAAGGCGACAACGACUGUGGCCGCAACGCCCACAUUGGCAGUGGAUAACGAUCUGGAUACGGCCAUUAUCGAGGAGCUGAAGCACCAGCUCCAGUUGCACGAAUCCCGUCAAGCCAAGGCCGAUGAGCUAACACAGCAGCACGCCCUGGAAAAGGAGAAGUUAGCGAAGCGCAUCGAUGUCCUGACCGCCGGCAACGAACGUAUGGCGGAGCUGAAGGAGCGCCAGGACAUGGAUGUGCAGAUGUAUCAGGCCCGCAUCCGGGAGCUCCAGGAGAAGCUCAGCCAACUGGACCAGUGGGAUGUGCCCCCAACUUCAGCUCCUGCUCCAGCCGCUCCUGCUGCUGUCUCCUCAUCAUUGAGCGGCGAUGAGGUGGCGAGGAUGGAAAAUCUACAGGCGGAGAACCAGGAUCUGAAUGCAGAGUGCCAGGAGCUGCAGGAGAAACUGAAAGAGGAGAGACGACUGGUCCAGUUGGCCGAGGAAACCAACGCCCAGGUCCAGGACCAAAAGGAGACCCUGGAGGAGCAGCUAAGAGAGCGUCUGCAGGAGGUGGAGGAGUUGAGGCAGGGACAGGCCAAUGUGGAGGAGUUGCAGGCUCUUAAAGUGGAGGUGGAGUCCCUCAGGAAGCUUCACGGCGAGGUGGUUCAAUUGAGGAGCCUUCAGACAGAAGUGGAGCACUUAAGGACCCUCCAGAUUGAAGUGGAGCAGUUGAGGAGCCUUCAACCCGAACUGGAGCACUUGAGGAGCCUUCAACCCGAACUGGAGCACUUGAGGAGCCUUCAACCUGAACUAGAGCACUUAAGAACCUUCAAAUUGCAGCAGGACUCGUUGCACAGCCAAAAUAUCCAAGAAGAUCAGUUACAGAGUAAAAUAAUUGAGCAGGAUCACUUGGAGUUCCAACGAGUAGAACAGGAACACCUGCGGCAACUCCAGAGUGAGGUGGAGCACCUGAGAUCCCAGCGGAACAACCAACGACUGGAGUUCCAGCAACUGAGCCACCAACUCAUCGAACUGGAAGCACAACGCGCACGCGACCAAGCCGAAUUGGAGGCACUGCGUCGGAUCAGAAGUCAGGAGCCUGCGGUGGAUGUGGACUCCAGGAACGAUGAGCAAAUGGUCCAAUUGCAGGAGAAGGAAGCGGAGAUUGUCCACCUGAAGCAGCGCAUCGAGGAGCUGAUGCGCGAGGAUCAAACGGAGAAGCUUGUCUUCGAGAUCCUGACCAAGAACCAGGAGCUUCAAUUGCUGCGCAUGCAGGUCAAGCAAUUGGAGGAGGACAGGGAGGAUCACCAGGAGACAGCUGCUACUGCUGUGGCUGCGAGUGAUGGGGAAUCCGUAGAACGGCUGCGUGUCCAGUGCCAGCAGCUUCAGCAGGAAAAAUCCGACAUGGAGGAGGAGCUGCGUGUGCUUAACAAUCACGUUCUCGGCAGCCUGGAGCUGGAGGAUAGGAUGAAGCAGACGCUGCUUCAGCUGGAUACGAAAAACAUUGAGAUCACCGAACUGCGCCGCACCCUCGAGGUUUUGCAGAGCCAAAAUCUUGGCCAGACUCCCAAUCCCAAUCCCACACCCACAAUCCCUCAGCAAAUUCCCGAUCUGGCGGCCAUUAAUCAGCAGUGGGAACAGUUGGUGGAGCAAAAGUGUGGCGAGGUGGCCAGCAUUUGGCAGGAGCAUCUUGCGCAGCGUGAGGCGGCCUUCAAGGCGCAGCUGGAGGAGAUUGGCCAGCAGAGGGAGCAGGCAAGGGUACAUCAGCCAUCCACGCAACAGCCAGGAGAAGCCAGCGAGGACAUGAUGCAGAAGAUGCAAAAGGCCCUGGAAACGCAGGAAAUGGAGAUCGUCACGCUCAAGGAGCAGCUGGCCAUCCGUUCGGCAGAGUACGCUCGUCUGGCGGCCCAAUACGAUCCCUUCCGGCUGCAGAAUCGCGGGGGAUCCGGUGGAAAUCCAUCUCCGUCCGCCGGUGCCGCCUCAGCUGGUGGACCACCGCCGUUAACUGCCAACGAACCACUGCCCGAGUAUGUGCUUAAGGCGGACCUCGACUACGCCCUGAUGAUGCUUCACCAGCGGGACAUGCGCGUCGAGGAGAUGAUCCUGGAACUGGUGCAGCUGCUCGAGGAACGUGACCAUCUGCAGUUGAAGCUAUCGGACACGCUGCGCCAGUUGGAAACGGAGCGCAGUCGCGUCAGCGAUGAACCCGUCUGCGCCACUGCAUCCUCAUCGGCCGCCUCGGGCAGCAGCCCCAGCAAAACCAGCAGCGCCGGAAGCAGCAGCGAGCUCCUGGGAACCACAACCAGUGCAACCAGUGACCUCAAGCAAAAGCUCGCAGAGUUGCAGACGGUUAAGCAUUCCAAGGACAAGGCCAUUGUGGACGAGCGCGAGCAGCGCCUGCAGCAGAUGAUCCAGCUGCAGAAGGACAUGGCCAAGCAGCAGGGAUCAGGAUCUGGACAGGGAUCAGUAGCGACAUCCCCUUCCGCACCACCAACAAUCGGCGAGGAUCUCUCUCAGUCCGCAUUGCGCUCGCCAUCGAUGAUGCUCAUGGACUGGAUACUGGGCAACAACAACAAGGAGGAGGAGACCUCCGGCUAGCCCUUCCCCAUUCACCGGCGAGGACAAGCACGAACCCAAGAUGCCUUCAGAUGGGCUCCCACGACUAGCACUUUGAUAACGAAUCAUAGCAUUAACCCUAAUUCUGGCCUUCCUUGCGCGGACGAUGGCGAUAGCGAUAGCGUUAGAGUUCUUUAUACGAUAUUAUGUACCUUGGCUAGCUGAAAGGCUGGCCCCGGAAUUCCCGAUUCCCGAUUUUGUUCCAAACGCGUACGUUUUAUGUUGUAGAUAUGUAAAAAUUGUAUAAAACAAAACGAAAUGAAGCGAAGCAGAAGCAAAAAGAAAAAAAAAACGAGAAAAUUUAACUAAAGAAUUUAAGAAUUAAACCAAAAUA